Messenger RNA from Aspergillus thermomutatus, 816 nucleotides. Its product is annotated as telomere length and silencing 1 family protein. Gene Ontology annotation, cellular component: spliceosomal complex. The transcript has 3 exons. Gene Ontology annotation, biological process: mRNA splicing, via spliceosome. The coding region runs from base 1 to 816 and encodes 271 amino acids. Lineage: Eukaryota; Fungi; Ascomycota; Eurotiomycetes; Eurotiales; Aspergillaceae. The record is from RefSeq and is a predicted model, not a curated record.
AUGGUUUCGUCGACAGAACUCGCCCGUCUACGACGUCUGCAGCGAGCUCGGAAAGGUGGUAUUGAAUUCUCCAACACCUCUCGACAAAGCACAGAUAAAACAGGCAAUCAAGCUGCGGUGACGACAGUAACAGCUGAAGAUCUUGAAAAUGAGAAGAUACGAGCUAUGUGCGAUCGGUUUACAGCGUACACUGGCCAAACAGUGGAUGUUGACAAGCAUAUACAGCAGAUGCCCGACGAUACUGCUGGCUCAAACGAUUCUGCAACUAGCCUAGCAAGCUCCGACAGUCUUUCGACAACGGUGGCUUUGCAGCGCGAGCCAGCGUCUCUGGGUAAACUGCACGAGAUUGAUCUCGGGCAAGAAACGAAACUUCAGAACAUCGCUCGGACAGAAGCUGCGACGAGGAGACUUGUGGGAGAUGAUCGUAGUGCAUCGCCAGCCCACGAAGACUCUACUUCCAGCAUCGCUGCUUCAGGGAAGGAUGGCAGGCCGUGGCGCAAUCGGAAACGGCGAAACAGCGAGGAUAUCGAAAGAGACAGGCUGGUGGAAGAAGUCCUGCGUGAAAGCAAAUUGGACGUUUAUGAUGGACCUGAAGAGGAAGCCCUGCCAGACGAUCAGGCGGCUGAUGAUAGGGUUGCGGAGCAAUUUCGGAGGGAGUUCCUCGAUGCCAUUCAGUCUCGUCGCCGCGUGACCCGAACGAAGAAUACGAAGACCGCAGCGAAGCCCGACGUCCCAAGGGGUCCUAAACUGGGCGGUAGCCGGAGUGCAAGAGCUGCGAUGCGUGAGAGACAAGAGAAAUCGGCAGGACGAAAGUGA